AUGGAUGAAGGUACCGGACCUACGACCAUCACACCCGAAACUGCCCCUCGAUGGUCUCUUAGCCGCCGUCUUCGGUCCCUCCGCCGAGCUUUUACAACUCGCGAUGGCCUUCUGGGCGACUACAGCUAUGGCGUCUUGUUCCGACCCAACAUCCCGUUCAUGCGCAAAGGCCCAGGGUCCGGAAAAAGCCCGUUCUUCGGCCUCAAUGAUCGCAUGCCUGUAUUCCUGGGCCUGCUACUCGGACUACAACAUGCGCUGGCCAUGUUGGCCGGCAUCAUAACGCCGCCGUUGAUUCUGUCGGGUCCGGGUGGAGCCAACUUGUCGACUGAGCAGCAACAGUAUCUGGUUUCUACGGCGUUGAUUGUGUCGGGAAUCCUGUCAAGCAUUCAAAUCACGAGGUUCCAUAUUUACAAGACUCCCUAUUAUCUCGGAACUGGUCUCAUAUCUGUCGUGGGUAUCAGCUUCAGCAUCAUCCCCGUUGCCCAAGGAGCGCUUACUCAGAUGUAUGCCAACGGCUUCUGUCCCUCUGACGCUGCUGGCAAUCCCCUGAGCUGCCCUCGUGGAUACGGUGCUCUGCUGGGAACCUGUGCAGUCUGCGCUUUGCUCGAAAUCUUACUGUCAUUCAUCCCGCCUCGUAUCCUGCUCCGAAUGUUUCCUCCCAUCGUUACGGGUCCGACGGUCAUGCUCAUCGGCAUCAAUCUUAUAAAAAGCGGCUUCCAGGACUGGAUGGGAGGAAGUGGCUGCACGACACAAACCUUGUGUCCUAGUCCCGGAGCACCGCAUGCUCUGCCUUGGGGAUCCGCCGAGUUCCUCGGCUUGGGGUUCAGUGUCUUCGUCACCAUCAUCUUGUGCGAGCGCUUCGGAUCUCCCAUUAUGAAGUCUACGUCUGUUAUUAUCGGCCUGCUGGUGGGGUGUAUCAUUGCCGCUGCCUGUGGCUACUUUGAUCGAUCCGGAAUCGAUUCUGCCCCCGUCGCCUCCUUCAUUUGGGUACAUACUUUCCCCUUGUCUGUUUAUGGACCGCUGGUACUACCAGUGCUUGCCGUCUUUAUUGUCUGCCUUACCGAGUCCAUUGGAGACAUCACUGCCACUUGCGAUGUCUCCCAUCUUGAGGUUGAGGGCAUGAUAUACGAGUCUCGCAUCCAGGGAGGUGUCCUGGCGGAUGGCCUCAACGGCUGUCUCGCAGCCCUCAUGACCAUUACGCCGAUGAGCACCUUUGCCCAAAACAACGGCGUCAUUGCGCUUACCCGCUGUGCCAACCGCAAGGCCGGAUACGCCUGCUGCUUCUUCCUCCUCGUCAUGGGUAUCUUCGCCAAGUUCGCCGCCGCCCUUGUCGCCAUUCCGGCCGCGGUCUUGGGCGGCAUGACCACUUUUCUCUUCUGCUCCGUCGCUGUCUCCGGUAUUGCCAUCAUCUCUCGCGGCGUCCCAUUUACGCGCCGAAACCGUUUCAUCCUCACCGCCGGCCUGGCUCUCGGCUACGGAGCGACCCUGGUGCCCAAUUACUUUAGCACUGUAUUUACCUACAAGGGCGGGAAUAAGUCGCUUAGUGGCUUCCUCGACGCCAUUGUCCUGGUUAUGGAGACUGGCUUUGCCGUUACGGCGGCGGUUUGCAUGAUUCUGAACUUGCUGAUUGAGGAGGAGAUGGAGGACGAUAUUAGUGCGGAUGGCGACGACGAUGUUGAGCGAAGAGAUUCGGGAUAUAGGAGAAGGUGGCUCGAACACUACAAGAGGAGAAAAGCAAGCCUAAAGCUGGGCUGGGCUGAUAUGAAGGAGGAGGAAAUAUGA
This is a messenger RNA of Trichoderma virens Gv29-8, 1782 nucleotides long. RefSeq lists its product as uncharacterized. The transcript is spliced from 3 exons. The coding region runs from base 1 to 1782 and encodes 593 amino acids. The record is from RefSeq and is a predicted model, not a curated record. Gene Ontology annotation, biological process: xanthine transport; transmembrane transport. Lineage: Eukaryota; Fungi; Ascomycota; Sordariomycetes; Hypocreales; Hypocreaceae. Gene Ontology annotation, molecular function: xanthine transmembrane transporter activity. Gene Ontology annotation, cellular component: membrane; fungal-type vacuole.